AAUCCCCGCGAAUCUCCGUUGAUUUUUCAGGUGGAAUGUGAGAGCAGAAAUGGCGACCUUGGCGUUCGCGAGCGUAACAUCUCUGCCGUUCUUGUCGUCGCGCCGGUCUCCGUCGACCCACGGAAGAUUCCAAAUCCCCUUCCUCCAUAAAACUCCGAAAUGGGGUCAGAGAUCUCUGCUUCUUCCCAUAACAUGCUCGUCUACCGAACCAAAUCAAAACGCCGACGACUCCGAACCCAAAACGGCGUCGUUGGCCCCGUCGUCUUCGAGUGACUUGACCUACAAACUCUACGCAGGGCUCGGAGGUGUUGGGUUUCUCGAGACGACUUACUUGACUUACCUCAAGCUCACAAACUCCAAUGCAUUCUGCCCCACCGCCGGCGGCGGUGGCGAAGGAAGCUGCGGCGACAUCCUCAGUAGCGAUUACGCUGUCGUUUUUGGUGUUCCUCUUCCGCUGUUCGGAAUGGUUGCUUAUGGGUUAGUUGCUACUAUGGGUGUGCAGCUACUGACCGCAAAGAAGUUGCCUUUUGGAAUUGAUGAAUCUAAUGCUCGCUUAGUUUUGCUCGGGACUACAACUUCCAUGGCAGCUGCUAGCGCUUGCUUUUUGUACAUUCUUAGCACCAAAUUUUCGGGAGCUUCUUGCUCGUAUUGCUUGUUAUCUGCUCUGCUCUCUUUCACCUUGUUUUUCACCGCCUUAAAGGAUUUUGGGUUGGAAAAAGUACAGAAGGAAGUGGGUUUGCUGUUUUGUAUAGCUAGCUUAGUGGUUGUGACUCUCAACAGGUCAUAUAGUGCUCUUCCACCUGUACCCUCAAGGUUUGGGUUUGAUGCUCUAAGCAUUCACGACCAUAUAUUACGAAGCCCGUCUGAAAUUGAUCUUCCAUAUUUUUCAACUGAGAUAACAACACCAUCAAGCCCGUUUGCAAUAGCUCUUGCAAAGCAUCUGAGUGCUAUUGGUGCUAAAAUGUAUGGGGCUUUCUGGUGUUCACAUUGUGUCGAACAAAAGCAGAUGUUUGGAAGUGAGGCAGCAAAACUAUUGAACUAUGUUGAGUGCUUCCCUGGUGGAUUUAGGAAGGGAACUAUAAUGCAAAAGGAAUGCUUUGAUGUCCAAAUUGAAGGUUUUCCUACAUGGGUGAUUAACGGGCAGGUAUUGAGUGGAGAAAAAGAGUUGAUGGAGCUUGCACAGGAAUCUGGGUUUGAUUUAAAGGAAUUUAAUCAGACUCCCUAGAUUAAGCCACGGCGUUUGUUUGGUAUGUCAUCACUCGUAAAGAUCAUAGAAAACUUGUACUAUUUACAUACCCCGAUCAUAUAUCACGAAAACUAGGCACCUCGAGGUGUUAUAUCUUGUACGUUGUUGCCUGUAUUGAUCAUGAUUCCGUGGACCAAAGAAGCUAGUUAGAGUUGUACGUCGGAAACUUUUUCCUAACUUGCGAGAUUCAAGACUUUUUUCUAAUA
Molecule: messenger RNA, 1452 nt
Organism: Pyrus x bretschneideri (Chinese white pear)
Lineage: Eukaryota; Viridiplantae; Streptophyta; Magnoliopsida; Rosales; Rosaceae
Product: thiol-disulfide oxidoreductase LTO1
Exons: 7
Coding region: 50-1225 (391 amino acids)
Molecular function (GO): oxidoreductase activity
Source: RefSeq, a predicted model, not a curated record